This is a messenger RNA of Malaya genurostris, 5646 nucleotides long. RefSeq lists its product as uncharacterized. The transcript is spliced from 10 exons. The coding region runs from base 1595 to 4642 and encodes 1015 amino acids. The record is from RefSeq and is a predicted model, not a curated record. NCBI's taxonomy places the organism in Eukaryota, Metazoa, Arthropoda, Insecta, Diptera, Culicidae.
UGUGCCGCGGCUAGACCUCAGGUUGCUUUUCCUGCGCGAUUGUCGCGAUCUCCGGAAAGCGUCACCCGUCCGUUUGUUGACAAUUUUUUUGGUGCCGCAUCAACUGAAUGUUCCGCGUCGGUUGGUUUGUGAUUGUCAAGAAACAAAUUUGACCAUCGUUAACUCGAUUGGUGAUGAUUUCGAUUUUAAUCGAAGCAAACUGGAUUAAAAGGAACCCUCUGUGACAAUUUCCGCCAAAGGCGCUUGUGGUUUUCAGUGCAUCGCAGGCGAAGAAAAAUUCCGUGUGUUUGAGUGAGCUGUUGGAUUAGAGAUGGAUUGCACUUUCCUUCGUGUCUGUAAAAGUGGUGACAUUCGAUGAGCGGUGUUCAACGGUUUGUCGUUUUUCAAAUGGUGGCUAUUACUGUUUCUGCUCUGUUUUGCUUCCGUCAACGAGCAAUGGAAAUAAUGCAGGACAGUUAAGUGAUUUCUGUUGUGUGAGGAUAUGAAAGGUGAAGCUUGGAAACCGUUCGUUGCUCGUGGAGUCACUAAUCUAAUUGGAUGUUUUGGCCAAACCCGCAGUGAAGUGUUGGAAGAAAGUGAAUUUGAGAAAAAUCUCCGUUUCCGAGGUGGUUGUCGCUCUGACAGUGCUACUCAACAAUUAGUGAAACUGAGUGAAAAUGUCAUCGUGAUUCCGGUAUUUUGGUUCGUCGCUUAACCGCAUUAAAGUCACCUCAACUCGAUUCCCCAGUGCAUUCAAUUCUCCCGUUUAUCGCAUUUAUUCGCGCAUACACGUUAUGAGAGCUGCUACGCGGGACAACACCACAUAGAAAGAGCGAGAGCAAACACAGUUAUCCACUGAGAAAAGAACAACAAUCAAUCGGCAACCACCGGCUUUCUAGGUCACUCGAUUUUAAGUUCCACGCGACUACAAACAACUACAACAAUUCACGUCAGCAGUGAUAUGAAUUGACCACAAUUUCACUUACAAAUAUAUUGUAUGAAAAUAAAUCAAAACCGCGACCUCUAAUGUUAUUGGACCAAAACCGUGAUUGAAAAACCAGGCGGUCUCAAUUUCCCUCCCUCGCAAUCAUACCACCCUCAUGUGGGGUCAAGUUUGCAUGGAAGAAAAUAGGUUCGAAGCAAAUGGGAAAAUUCGAUCGCGAAUCAGCCACUCCAGCUGCUCGUUGAACCAGUAAAUUGCGAACCAAUCCGGUUUUCUUGUUUAUUUGUUUCAGUGGGAAAUGGUUUGCUGAUGGUCCGAAAUUGUAAUUUGAAAUCAAUUUCGUGAUUAAACUGGUCAGAGAGUAUCGGUUUUAGCGUGGAUGUGACCCGAUUAUUACAAAGCAAUGAUAGACGAGACCCCCCGACAUAGUCCCAGCGGAUGUUUCUUUCAAGUUCACAGCCAGAAAAUGUCACCUCAACAGUUACUGGUGCGAGAAAUGCCAUGCCGGUACAAACAAUGACUUUCGAAGAAGAAUCUGAAAAACUUUAGCAAUAAUACUAACCGAGAAGAAAAGUGAAAUCUCAAAAUGCCCUAGUGGGAAAUUGUCAACCAAAACAGCUUCACUUGCGGUGAAUUUUUAAACAAAACAGUGAAACCGAAAAAGCACCAACCAUGGUGACAUACAACAUGGACGGACUGCAACACCACCAACCGCGAUUGAGUCGGCAACGGCGUGGUUCCAGCGUUUCGUCCGGUUUCCGGCUACUGAAUGCUGACCAGCUGGACUCGAUUUCCAGUGUGAGCCGUAAUUCCAUUUACAAGCUCAGAAUCGAUUCGAUGUUUGACGACACGAGAUCGAUCAUCAGUCAACGGAUCGAUGAUCGUAGCUCGAUAAACCUCGGCGGAAUCGGGGCCGGAGGUCGCCGCCGGUCGUCCUCGAUCCAUGGUGCGGGCUCGAUCAGUAGCGCCGCCCGUACCGGUGGACCGAGAGCGAUCAUAAACGAUCGGGACAAUCUGGACAUUGGCGGAUUGGCGAACAAUCUGCGCGAUUUGCGCGGUGGCAGCAGUGGCAGUGCCGCUAGCCAUGGCAGUCGGCACGAGUCCAGCAACUGCGUGCAGGCGCAAAUCGAAAAAAUGUUCAACGAUGUCGCCAAGGAGCAGAGCAGCGACGGCAGCGGAUCAACGGCGGCGGCCAUCAACGGGCAGACCUUUUCGGUGCGGUGUCUCGGUUCGCUGCCUCUGAAGGACAAGGUGACCAGCCUGGUGGGCCUACAGGAACCGCUGUGGCAGCUAUACCUGAGCGGUGCUGGACAUGGGAAUCAAAAUGCCGGAACACUGGACAUAAGCACAAUCGGACUUCGCGUGAAAACUGCCAACGGACGUGAACCGUUCGUGACACCGUUUCAAAACAUUGCAGUUUGGUCCGCUGUGAAGUUCGUCGUUUCGGCCUCGGAAGGUGGAGCCGCAUUUCUGCCCCUCAUAACAGAUCCCGAAAACAUUGACAAGCGAGCGCUUUUCCGACCAUUAAGCAGCGCCGCGGAUAAGCGAAGACUGUCAUCCGGACUUCACUCGCCACUGUUUGCAAUAGUAAUGCGUUCCAGCAUAAUGCCUCGUCAGCUCGAGUGUCACGGGUUCGUCUGUCAAACACCGGAGGAUGCGAUUGUUAUUGCCGCUACUCUCUAUCAAAGUCUGAUGGCACACAUGGGCAGUGGAGAGAACGCCCGAUCCCGUAAACCCAAGAACCGCAACGGAAUCAGCUGCAUGAGUAUUGCCAGCAGUGUAGCAACCACCAAUAUGCAUCUACAGCCGGGGUCCACCAAAGUGUCAUCCCGAAGAUCAAGCGCCAGUCAACGUAGUAUGUUACCUCCGCCCCCACGACCACCGAGAAAGACGAAACGGUCAGCAACGACUUCGUUGAGCGGCGAAAGUGACAACAUGACGGGUGCCAACGAUGAAACAUCCACCGAAGAACGCAAGAAGCGGUCUCCAAAAGGUAAACGACCUCCGCCGCUCCCAUCAAAUCCACCAAGAGCAAUCCUAAAUCGUCCAUCGCUAGACGACAUCUAUACCGAUCGCAGCAAUUCAAACGAUGACAAUCCCACCAUGUCCAAGGGAGGCGAAAGUAACUACCCGGCCCUAUCGGAGUGCUCCGGAGGAGACAUUCUGACACGGGUAGCCAUCCCUCGUUCCGGAAGCUUCCUUAACACGGCCGGUCUGGCACGGUACAAAUCAAGAGCAACCAGACGACACACCGGUAAGGUGGGAGGUGGCGGCGGAUCACCGCUCGGGUUCAGUGAACUGUUCAACGAGUUCCGACUGCAGGAAAAUCUGCACUCCCUCGACGAUAUCCUCAAUGCCAUAAUCAAUUCGGACGGAAUGUCGUUCAACGAUCUGAAACCGAUCUACAAGGAAUUCCUGCUCAAGCUGGCCGUUACACUGACCAAGGAUGAACUGUAUCAACGAUCCAAGAGUAUCAUGCGGCGCCAGAAGAAGAAGAAACUCAAACGGAAGAACAGCAAUGUACAGAAUCAGCGCCGUAAACUACUAUUUGGCGCCAAAGGGCUCAAGAAGGUAUUUCGGUUCGGGAAAUUUCGGAACAAGAAAUCACUCACCCGAUCCAGCUGCGCCGGAGAUCCGCACGGAAGUCUUACUGAUGACGUCGAAUCCACCGUACGGCAACUGGCGGGCAGCAAAUCCAGCAAACAGCUCGCAGCUGCCGACCAACUAUCACUGGAUCUUAAAGCGGCCGAUAAGAAGGAUCGAUCAAGAAUUGGAACAAGUGGUUCAGAGGUUUCAGAAGCUCGACAUGAGCAUACACUGACGGCUCACCACAACCGGAACAGCUCAAGCGGAUACGUAUCCUGUUCCGAGUGUAGUUAUGACUCGGAUGCGUGUACUUGUACUUCCGCAGAUCGUUGCUAUUGCAGUCUGGGUGGAGACGACAUCAAUGCUAAGCUGAAUGAAGCGAGCAACAGAAAUUCACUCCCAAGCUGCAAGAGUGAUGACAAGUGCUACUGUUCGAUGGGAGAAACACAGGAGGAAGGAUCAACGACUUGGUGCGAUACGGACAGCUGCAUAAGCAAUGAAAAGUGCUAUUGCGCAACGCGACAUGGAGAGCAGCAGCCUUGUGCCAAUAAUGCGACGACUGGAGCUAAGAACAACAACGAUAAGCUGGCAUUGGAUUACGAACUCUUCACAGUAGGCGGCGAUGGACGCCCAGUGAAUACAUCGGAGGCCCUUAGUGUGAAGAAGACUGUCGAAGUGGCUGCCGUCUUUGCAGACGUCAAACUAAGCCAAACGACCGAUAUUUCCGACAUGAAAAAAGAACAACAACAACAACAGCAAUCGCAAAACCAGGAUCAAAAAUCACAACAAGAGGCAAGUUUGAAGAAACAUGCCCUCAAAGGUGAUCACCAUGGUCACAAUCAUCAUCACACGCACAACAGCAACAGUAACCAUAGGCGACACGGUGAUGGUAAACGUGGCAACAAACCCGUUCAUAAGUUGCUUAACAAGAAGGCUUUGGCCGAACCGGCUCCCAUCAACGAGUACCACUACAUUCAAUCGUCCCAAAAUGACUUGUCAACACGGAAACAGCUGGGUGACAAGAAAUCUUCCAAGCGAUCUUCGAAACCCGAAAGCUACUACCAAGCUAUGUCACCCCGUGCCGCAGUCGGCUCUUCACUCGGUUUGGAAGACUCCCUAGGCUAUCUACCGUAGACUUCGUUAACUGUAGUAUACUAAGAAGGAUUUUUUAAAGUUGUACGUGUUUAAUAUUGUACUUUUUUCCUGGGAGUAAACCAAUUGGUCGGCCAAAUUGACAGCUUAGGACGUUUCUUGAGCGGUGUCAUCAUAAUUUUUUUCCUUGGAAACUUCAUACUUCGUCUGUCAAAAAUGUUUCAGUGCCACUGCCUAAAAUUUACUCUCAGUGAAGAAUUUUUCUUGCUAGGUUAGAUAUUUUUCUUUCACAAUCACAAAAUAAAAACAGAAGCAUUUAUAUUUUGAUGAUCCUGAACUACUGGUGGCAGAGGUUAACUUGUACAUUAUGACUGGUAUCUGUAACAUAAAAUAGGUUAUGGGCAGGAGAAGCAAAUUUCGUCGAGACGAUUUUAUUUUAAAACGGAAAAGUGCAAUAAAAUGUUGAGCUUUUUACAUUAGAAAACUAAAAUUAGAUAAAGUAGAACUAACAUUAAAAAAAUAACCUUCUGAUGACGAGAUUUCGGACAAAACAAAGGAUGGUUCAUGCAGAUGAUGACGCAACCAAACGAAGAAGUGUUUUGUUUCUACUAAAAAUGACUAGUUUAAUUUUUAUGUUUCAUUUUGACCUGCUAUCUGAAUUUGCUACACCACGAAUGAAAUGAUGAUAGAAAAUUAAAUAGAAACGGCAAUCAUGGCUUCAUAAUCAAGUGCAAUAAUACACUAAAAGAAACGAAAUUUUUUAACGAAUCAUUAUUUUGCCAUUAUUUUAAAAGCUUCUACACAAUCUACAGCAGUUUUUCAUUAAGAACAAGACUAACCUGAAACCCAAAAUGUAUGUAAGCUUUUAGCGUUUAAGAGAAUAAAAAUCUACAAGGAACGCUAUUUAUUUACUAGCAAACAAAAAGAAAUCGGCGCAAUCGUCAAUUAAAACGGUGCAAUAAACAUGUCAGCAAUACGAGCAACGAAUGUGCAAUCGGGUUCGAAUCUUAUUUUCAACGUUCAACAAACGACUGUAUUUUCAAAGU